ACGUCCGUGACGUAGUAUCUAUAGGGCGCCGUACUGCUGGCGGCGAGUUUAAAGAGUCCCAGUCGGAGGCUUGCAGGGUAAACAGGCAGCGUAUUGACGUCCACUCCUCUGCAGUAUACAUAUUUCAUGUCUAGUGGAAGAGAUGCCCAGAGACAGCAUGCCACUGCAGGAACUGCCCUGCCUGAGUCUGGUUCAGGGCUCCAUGUUGUCUCAGCCCAAGAGGAUCAACAAACGCAAGUCCAGAGGCUGUCUCAGCGAGGGCCUGGACACUGAAUGCACCCCGACAGAGCUCAUCCAGCAGUGGUCACCGAGCCACAAGCACCAGCGGCUCAUCAGCAAGGGGAAGGAGAAUGACGGGGAACAGUUUGUCCUCGCCAGGAGAUCGAGGAGGAAAAAAGAGCCCACAUCAGGCAUUUCAUGGGAUCAGCUACCUGACGAGCUGCUCCUCAGGAUUCUCUUCUACCUCCCCCUGCAGGACCUCCUCAGGAUGUCCGUAGUUUGCAAGCGCUGGCAUCGCUUGGGGUUUGAUGAGUCUCUGUGGCGCAGUGUGGAUCUGGAGGGGCUGACCCACAUGGGUCCAGCUCUGCAGCAGGUGCUGAAGACCAGAGUCCGCAGGCUGCGCUGCCCACGCUCCUUCGUGGAAGAGCUGCAUUUCAUUGGCGAAGGCCCACUGCAUAUAGUUGAGAUGGAUCUGUCCAGCUCCAUCAUCCCCACCUCGGCUCUGGAGAGCAUCAUCUGUCGCUGCAGGCUGCUGGAGUAUCUGAGCCUGGAGGGUCUGCAGCUCUCAGACACUAUCAUCAACUCUCUGUCCAAGAACACAAAUCUGCUGCAGCUCAACCUGAGCGGCUGCUCUGGUUUCUCUGCUCCCGCUCUGGCCGAGAUGCUCCAGUCCUGCUCCAGGAUAGAGCAGCUGAACGUAUCAUGGUGCGACUUCAACAAUAAUCAUGUAAAGAGUGUUGUUGAGAAUCUGAGCUGCAGCGUUGCUCACCUCAACCUCAGCGGUUACAGAGAGAGCCUCACGCUUGACGAUGUGAAGGAGCUGGUGACGAGAUGCCCCCUUAUUAAAACUCUAGAUUUAAGUGACAGCACCCUGCUGAUGGCCGACAGCUUCCCCGUCCUCAAACAGCUCAAGUAUCUGCUGCACCUGUCCCUAAGCCGCUGCUACCACAUUCACCUCGCUGCCCUCACUGACCUGGGUAACACGUUCCCCACGCUGUGCCUGCUGGACGUGUUUGGCGUCGUACAGAACAGCCACCUGCCCUCUCUGAAGAAGGAGAUUCCUCACGUCUCCAUCAACUCCAGGCCGUUCUCCAGCAUCGCCCGGCCCACGCCCGCCAGCAGGCUCACCGGCUCCCUCAGCGACCGCACCAUGUGGAACAGGAGGUGUCGACUGAGGUUCAAACUGUAACUGCCGCGCCUCCCUCUCGUGUUUUUAAGCUAAGUUAGUUUCUGUCGCCCAGUGUUUGAUCCUGCAGUAUUCCAACACGUACAGGGAGUCAGGCCCAUUGUGCAGUGAUGGAGCCACGUUUCAGAGUUUGUUGCUGCUACAGAAGAUGCUUUUAGUGUAGGCUGACAUUGACGGUGCUAAAGGUCACAUACUGGACCAAGCCUUUAAAGUAGCAACCUCCAAGAUUUUCAUUUUAAUGUCCGUUAAAUCACUAUCUCUGAAUGAGGUAACACAAUGGUGAUAUAUUUGCAGUAUUUCAAACUGGUGUCUGUGGCGAUGUCCCCGGAAAAAAAUGUAUGCACACAGAAAAUGGAACUAAGCACACGAUUGACCCUUUUUAUGGGUCAUGGCAUUUUAGGCUGCAACAAUUGAUUGUUAGAAUCCGUAAACAGCCUGUAAAGUCCUGGAGGGACUGAGAUAUGCUAUGUGCUCAGCUAUGUUGGAAAGACAACCAAAUUUUAAAGAUGUUUAAAAUAUAAAGUUUCAUACAUAUAUAUUCACAUCUGAGCUAAUGUUAACACAACUUUUGAUUAGCUAGCUAAUUCAGAUUCAUAGUUUGCUAGCGUAUUGCUAGCAUUAGCUAUCAGAUGUGACUAGGUAACUAACGAUUAAUGGAGAUUGGCUAGUGUUUUGCUCUGUAGCUACGUUGCUAACGAUUAAUUUAGGUUAACUUUAUGUGACUGUUGCUUUUAUCUUUCAACCAUCUUCAAAAUGUGUCUUUUCAACAUAGAUUAGCCUAGCCUUGCUUAACUGUUAUUAGGGCAAAGGGAAGAAAGGGGCAGAAUUUAGGAAGGGUCCAUUCUGAAAACUCCAGGCUGCUAAUUUUCAAGCAUAAUUCCCCUUUUUUUUUUUUUACUCAUAGAAAUUCUAAAGCACGUUUUUGCAAAGGUCUAAAGACUUUGGAACGUCGUCACUGACUGCAAAUGUAUAAAUAUUUUAAUACUUCACUCAGUUUAAUUGAAAAUCUUCCAGGUGCCACUUCAAGUACUGAACAUGCUAGCUGGUAAUGUAGAAAUGUAUUGCUUUAUUUAGGAACGUCCCAUUUGGAUGUUGAAUCCAGUUCUUUUUGGAAUGUUGGAAUGUGUUAACACAAACUUUAUGUGGAUUUUUGAAUCUGUUUUAGGUUCUAAUAAUGUGUUAAUUUAAAAUACUUUGUAUGGGAAAGAUGGUUUAAAAGGCUCGACUGAAAUGUUUAUGAAUAUUUGUGACAAUUGAUUCCUUUGACAUUUUAACAAUACUGAUGGCAGAAAUGUGCUGUAAUAAUGAGAACAGCUGAUUUUAAUCCGUGAAGAGGUUUUAAUGUGAAAGGAUGUAUCUGGAUCUUGAAUCGGAAUAGCUGUGGGCGUUUCCUGUUGCUGAACACACUACGUUUAUUAGCAGGUUAUAAUUCCUGUACAUGAGACGUCUCUCCAGGCGCUUUUACGAUGAGCUCAUUAUGUGUACGUGUGCUGUAUGCUUGGUGCUCUGUUAAACGUUUCAAUCAAAUGUCAUGCAGACUGAACUCUAAUGGAACAUGAGUUUUAACUUGUAGAUUGUUCACUGUCCCUCCUGAGUCUGAAAGUAAACCACUGAAUACACAAA
Messenger RNA from Dicentrarchus labrax (European seabass), 3028 nucleotides. It is a transcript of the gene skp2, whose product is annotated as S-phase kinase-associated protein 2, E3 ubiquitin protein ligase. Lineage: Eukaryota; Metazoa; Chordata; Actinopteri; Moronidae. Gene Ontology annotation, molecular function: protein binding. The record is from RefSeq and is a predicted model, not a curated record. Bases 143 to 1408 code for a protein of 421 amino acids. Gene Ontology annotation, cellular component: SCF ubiquitin ligase complex. The transcript is spliced from 10 exons. Gene Ontology annotation, biological process: positive regulation of protein ubiquitination; SCF-dependent proteasomal ubiquitin-dependent protein catabolic process.